AAACCAAAAUAUAUUUAAUUCUCAAAUUUUUUAAAAUGCAAAAUUUACCUUUACUAAUUAAAAAUCCUCUAUUAUUAAAUAAUCCAAAAUUAUUCGUUUCAGAAUGUUGCUUUAAUUCGUUGGCAAUAAAACUUACAGCAUCCAGUAUUAAUUUAAAUAUAUAUGAAGAAAAAGUUGUUGGUGAAACAGAGUUAAAACUGGUCGAUUCUAGAUUUAUUUUGGUGAAUACACAAACGAUUUUAUCUUAUUUGGUGGAUAAAUAUGCACCUAACAACAGCAUUUAUCCAAAGGAUCUUUAUAAAAGAGCCAUGAUUAAUCAAAUAUUGUUUUUUGAUAAUGGAACCCUUGGGAAUAAAAUUCAAACAAUUUUGCAUCAAAAAAUUAGUGAAGAAAAUGUCCAUUCGUUAGAAGAAUCUUAUAAAACUAUUGAGCAAUUAUUAGUCGAAACAGAAUAUAUUUCUGGAGAGCAUCUUACCAUAGCCGACUUUUGUAUUGUUUCUUCUUUAAUAGUUGCAUUUAUUUUGGCACCACCAAAUUUUCAAAAUUAUCCCAAAACUGAAGCCUGGUUUAAAAAAAUCAAGUCUCAUCCUGCUUGUGUUAAACACCAAGGAGAUAUCGAUAACAUUGAAAAAUGCUUGAAAGAGAGAAAAAAUAGUGAAUAAAAAUAAAUUAAGUAGUUUAUUUGAAAAUUAGGUCGUUUAAUGGGGGGUGGCAAUUUAUAUUAAAUAAAACAAAUUACA
This is a messenger RNA of Brassicogethes aeneus, 740 nucleotides long. The record is from the annotation of a GenBank genome assembly. NCBI's taxonomy places the organism in Eukaryota, Metazoa, Arthropoda, Insecta, Coleoptera, Nitidulidae.